Messenger RNA from Cotesia congregata, 210 nucleotides. The record is from the annotation of a GenBank genome assembly. Lineage: Eukaryota; Metazoa; Arthropoda; Insecta; Hymenoptera; Braconidae.
AUGGCAAUGAUACUCUUUGGAAUGCCACCUAUUUCGAUCCGAUCGGCCGAGCCAUUCAAAAGUUAUAAGAGAUUUACAUACACACACACACACACAGCGACUACAUCGCGAGGGGAGUUAGGAAGAGGAGGCGAAGUGAGGGGUUCCGAGAAAUUUCUUACUUCCUCUUCCUUCUACGCUAAAAUGUUUCUUUUUUCUUUCAAUUACUAG